GGUUACAUAAUAUGAAUCGUUCCAUCGUGUUUUCACUCUAAUAACAUCUUCCAUUGCAAAAUUUAUAAGAUAAUGUCUAACGUUCGUCCAUGGUUCCGUCUCUCUAGCAUCGCUAGGCCUACAUCACAAGCCUCAAGCGACCCACCUCCUCCUCCUCAACCCCGACAAACCACUCGCCGUCCGGUCGUGGUCAGAACGCCGGCAAGACAACCGUCACCUCCACGUCAGCAACAACCUCCUUCUCCUCCACGUCAGCGUCCUCCCCCUCCACGUCAGCAAACACCUCCUUCACCUCCACGUCAGCGUACUUCCCUUCCACGUCAGCGAACACCUCCACCUCCACCUCCUCAAGAGCGGUCUCCAUAUCAUUCACCGCCGAGCCGCCACAUGUCACCACCGACCCCACCAAAGGCUGCGUCUCCAUCGCCGCCACCACCACCACCCAGGUGGUCAUACACGCCGCCGCCACCAUCUCUCAAAGAGGUUCAAGAAGCCUUACCACCGCGAAAGCCAACUUCACCACCGAGUCCAGCUCAUUCGACUCGGUCAGUAAAACCUGAAUCAGAGACUUCUCGGAAAGCGCCAUCACCGAGAGUACUCUCUCCUUACUCUCUCCCACCUCCUCAGUUACAUUCCGAACGUGAAACAACUCAGAAAAACAUUCUCACAGCCGAGAAAACAAACCAACUCCAAGAACCAAACCAUCAUAACCACAACCCUAAUCAUAAUCAUCAAGGCAACAACACCAAGAAGACUCCACGUCAGCCAUCUUAUUCCGAAUCCGAAAACAUAAUGCGCUCUCGAGUCAUCACCGUUGCAGGUGAAAACAAAGGUGCUGUAAUGGAGAUCCUACGUUCUCCUUCAGAUAACAAAACCGGGGGAGCAGGAACACAUCCCUCUACGGGUUUUCACGGCACUGGAGAGAAGGGACGGCGACUUCAGAGCAGCAGCAGCAGCGGCAGUGAUGAAGGAGAAGGGAAGAAGAAAGCGACGAAGAACCAUAAUGCUAAUAAUAGUAAUCUUCCGAUGAAAGCAUUUAUAAACAGUAACGUCCAGAUGAUUAACAGCUCUAUCGUUUACAACUCGACGGCGACUCAUCACGAUCCUGGCGUUCAUCUUAAAAUCUCUAGGAAACCUGACUCCGGCAAUGGUUUCCACGUCAAGGACUACACGUACGGUAAAAAUGGCGGUGGAUACACCAACUAAUAAACUAAAAGAUAUCUCUGGAAAAAAAAAAUGCUCAAGGUUUUGUGUUUACAUUGUAAUAAAAUUCAAUUUGAUUAAAUAAAAAUAAAGAAUAAGAAAAUAUAAGUGGGGUUAGUGGUUUCUGAUUCUUCUCUAAGCUUUUGGAAACCCCUCUUACUUAUAUGGAGGCUUUGAUUCGUUUUAUUGAAACGUUUUUCUUUUUUACUUGUAAACGGUUCUCUCUGACAUGAUCAAUGAGAUAUCGAUUUUAUUAAGAUAAAAAUGAUGAAACUGUUU
Brassica oleracea var. oleracea is the source of this 1482-nucleotide messenger RNA. RefSeq names its product formin-like protein 3. NCBI's taxonomy places the organism in Eukaryota, Viridiplantae, Streptophyta, Magnoliopsida, Brassicales, Brassicaceae. The transcript has a single exon. The record is from RefSeq and is a predicted model, not a curated record. Bases 73 to 1206 code for a protein of 377 amino acids.